Onychostoma macrolepis is the source of this 2034-nucleotide messenger RNA. RefSeq names its product adhesion G-protein coupled receptor G2-like. Gene Ontology annotation, biological process: cell surface receptor signaling pathway; adenylate cyclase-activating G protein-coupled receptor signaling pathway. The record is from RefSeq and is a predicted model, not a curated record. Bases 153 to 1712 code for a protein of 519 amino acids. Gene Ontology annotation, cellular component: membrane. Lineage: Eukaryota; Metazoa; Chordata; Actinopteri; Cypriniformes; Cyprinidae. Gene Ontology annotation, molecular function: G protein-coupled receptor activity. The transcript is spliced from 12 exons.
ACCACAGACCUGUCCAGCGACAUUACUAAAAUAGUUUCAGAUAUCUGUUAUAUCAAAACUAGUCCCACCCAAAUCAACAAGUAUGUAAGCAGAAUUCUUUCUAUUACAGACCUUAUGGGAGACAGACGGUGUUCGAGGGAGACUCUCAUAACAUGACAGCACCUUCAUUAGCACUUCAGCUGAUCAACCCUGACACCUCUCAGUUCCAUGGCCUCACAUUCGAGGUGUCCUCCUUACUGAAUGAUAGCACCCCUGAGAUAUUGUAUGACAAGAACUUUACAGCACAUCCAGACACAGGAACUGUAGCAUUCAUUUCUUUGCCUCAUGCAAUUGAGAGCUUUUUCCCAAACAAUGGAGCCAGACCUCGUGUACAGUUUCAUUUUUAUGGCACAGAAAAUUUAUUUGAGGACUCUACAGCCGUCAUGAAGCUGAACUCUUAUGUAGUAUCUGCCAGCGUCACCAAUGCCACAGUAAGCAACCUUGAGAUCCCAGUGAUGGUCACUCUCCGUCAUCUCCAAAACAAAGAGGAUUGGGACGCUGUCAAGUGUGUCUACUGGGACUUCAACAAAAACAAUGAGAAAGGUGGAUGGAAUGAUACGGGAUGUGAGACAGUGAUGUCUAAUGCCACUUAUACAUCCUGUUCCUGUGAUCACCUCACACAUUUUGGAGUUCUUCUGGACAUCUCUAAAACCCCAAUAAGUGUGAAAGACGAAUGGAUUCUGACCAUCAUCUCGUACCUGGGCAGUGGCAUAUCCUCCAUCUUUCUUGGAGUCACACUGUUGACCUAUUUGUCCUUUGAGAAACUGAGGCGAGAUUACCCUUCAAAGAUCCUUAUUAACCUCUCCGUAGCCUUGCUAGGGUUGAACAUGCUCUUCCUGGUGAACUCCUGGCUUGCCUCUUUUAACAGCAAUGCCAUCUGUAUUACUGUAGCAGCCUUUCAACAUUACUUUUUCCUGGCUACCUUUACUUGGAUGGGACUGGGUGCAAUCAACAUGUAUCUGGCCUUGGUCAAGGUCUUUAAUUCAUAUGUGCCAUCUUACAUCCUCAAAUUCUGUGCACUUGGAUGGGGUUUACCUCUGCUGGUUGUAAGUUUAGUGCUUGCCAUUGAUAUAAAUUCAUAUGGCACCAGUCUCUCCAGAGCACUUUUCCAAGAAUCCACUGCAUUUUGCUGGUUAAAGAAUGAGGUGACCUUUUAUGUGACGGUGGUUUCCUUCGUGACCCUGGUCAUGGUCUGUAACAUCUGCGUGUUUAUCGUGGUGCUGGUACAGAUCCGUAAAAUGCGAGUCAAUAAGCCUUCCAGCAGCAGAAAAGGGUUCCUGCAUGACCUGAGAGUGGUGGCCAGUCUCACCUUCCUGCUGGGACUUACCUGGAUACUAACCUUCGUCGCCUGGGGCCCAGCCAAAACACCCCUGAUGUACCUGUUCUCCCUCUUCAACAGUCUUCAAGGUUUCUUUAUCUUCCUGUUUUAUUGUCUGAUGAAAGACAAUGUAAGGAAGCAGUGGAGGGUACAUCUCUGCUGUGGAAGAUUCAGACAGACUGAAUACUCAGACUGGAGCCGUUCUGUGACACCGGGGGCCAAAGCGAAAGGUGGUCUACAAGUCUCCUCACUGUCUAUGAAGUCAGAGACUACCAGUGAAAGGAAGAGCUCCGAUACCUCAAACUCAGGGACCAGCCAUAACGGUGUUUUCCUGACACAGGACAGAAAACAAUAAAAAGAGGGCAUAUGAAAUCUGUGUAUUCAAUUUCUUUUUGUGUUUAUGUUAAAUUACAUGUUUGGAAAUCUCCAGCAGAAAUUUGAAGGCUUCAUUAAGUUGUUGUUUUUUUCUUUUUGUCAACUAUAUUGUCAUUAUUUCAUUGAUUAAAAAAAAAUAAUAAUAGUUUCAACGAUUCUUUUAUUUCUUCCAGAGAGAUGGAUUACUGAGGUACUCUGUUUAAAUGUGUUAUGUGUCAUUCAAGUGACUGAUAUCUAUACAUCUGUAUAGCUAAAGACAGCACUUUUUCUGAAUUACUAGGUUAGUUAUUUUUGCUUCAGAU